Molecule: messenger RNA, 3759 nt
Organism: Grus americana (Whooping crane)
Lineage: Eukaryota; Metazoa; Chordata; Aves; Gruiformes; Gruidae
Gene: ACOT9
Product: acyl-CoA thioesterase 9
Exons: 16
Coding region: 439-1743 (434 amino acids)
Biological process (GO): acyl-CoA metabolic process
Cellular component (GO): mitochondrion
Molecular function (GO): fatty acyl-CoA hydrolase activity
Source: RefSeq, a predicted model, not a curated record
CGUGGUAUUUAUUAAAAGCCAGUCCCAGGCAGAGCCCGGCGGGCAGGGCCUGCCCGCUCUACGCGUAACUGUCGCCGGCGGCCCCAACCUCCGCCCCUGAGAGCGGCCGCGCCGCACGGGGCAGAGAGGGACGGAGGGACCGGCGGCCCGCCCCGGUGUGGCAGGCGCGGUCGCUGGCAGGCGGCCGGGGCCGCCCGAAGGCGGGAAGGGCGAGGAGAGCCGGCUCCGAGCGGGCCUGCGUGGGGAGCGCAUAGAGCAUCGCGGUGGAAGGGCCACGCACGGAGCACCUUCUGUGCCAGGCGAGCCGCGAGUCUGUGGUGCUGGAGGACCGCGUGCCUGGGGCAGGCAUUGCCCGGCAAACGCUGGGCGAGCGGCGGUCCCGCUGACGGUCCCGGCUCCGGUCCCAGGCCCGGUCUCGGUGGCGGCGCGACGAGCACCAUGCUGGCCACCCGGUUGUGCACCAUGAGGAAGCUUCCUUCUGUUCUGGCUAGGACACUCACUUCUGGGACCAGUGGCUCUUCAGUGCUUCCUGACAUGUCUGAAGGACACUUACCCAUUCAUGUGAAUAAUGUGCGGAGCAGAUUGAGGGAUAUAGUGGGAGCAUCUACCAACUGGAGGGAUCACGUACAAGCAAUGCAAGAAAGAAAAGCUCUUCAUACUUUACUGGCAAAACGGCAGGAAGAUCUCCCUCCUAGGAGAAUGAAAGAUAGCUACUUGGAAGUUAUCCUGCCUCUAGGAAGUCAACCUGAAAUAAGAGAAAAGUAUCUGAAUGUACACAACAGUGUAAGGUUUGGAAGGAUACUUGAAGAUCUUGACAGUUUAGGAGUUCUUAUUUGUUACACUCACACCAAGCAGGAAAUGCAGCCAAGGUCUCCCUUAUCAAUAGUUACAGCUCUGGUGGAUAAAAUCAAUUUGUGCAAGAAGAUUAUAUAUCCAGACUGUGACAUUAAAUUCACAGGCAAUGUUUCUUGGGUUGGAAGGACCUCAAUGGAAGUGAAGAUGCACAUGCUGCAGCUACAUGAUGGUGAUUACAGCCCCGUGUUAGAUGCAACCUUUGUCAUGGUGGCCCGGGAUCCAGAAAAUAAACGGCCAGCAUUUGUUAAUCCACUUGUUCCUGAGACCCCCGAGGAAGAAGAAAUCUUCAAGCAAGGGGAAUUGAACAAGCUGAAGAGGAUUGAUUUCAGCACUGCCUCCUUACUGAAAAUGGCUCCCACUGCAGAAGAAAGAAACAUUAUUCAUGAUAUAUUCCUUAAUACAUUGGACACAAGGACAGUAAGUUUCCGGAGUCGUAAAUUACCACCCAAUUCAGUGUGGAUGGAAGAUGCAAAGCUAAAAGGCCUACAGAUUUGUCAUCCUCAGGAACGGAACAUCUUCAAUAGGAUCUUUGGGGGUUUUCUCAUGAGAAAGGCAUUUGAACUGGGAUGGGCAACUGCUUGCAGUUAUGGGGGCUCCAGACCUUUUAUUGUAUCUGUUGAUGACAUCAUGUUUCAGAGGCCAGUUGAGGUUGGAUCUUUAUUACUGCUUUCUGGACAGGUCUGUUACACAGAAAAAAACUACAUCCAGGUCCGAGUACACAGUGAGGUUUAUGAUGCAGAUACCAGGGAGCACCAGACAACCAAUAUCUUCCAUUUUACGUUUAUAUCAGAAAACGAGGUCCCACGAGUUGUCCCCAAAACUUAUGGAGAGUCCAUGUUGUAUUUAGAUGGGAAGCGACACUUUGCUGCCAUCAUGAAAGAAAUCUGACACACACUGAAAAUGCCGCAUCAGCAGUGUAGCAGCAUGACGUCUUGCAAAGAGCUGUCACCAGAGAUGGCUAACAGACAGGUGCUUGCAACACUGAAAAAAAAAGCACCCCAAAACAGAACCCAAACCCCACAACAAAAAAUGCCUUUUUAGUGUUAUUUAUGUAUUUGCAUAUAUUUGGAUUUUUUUAUUCUCUGAUACUAGGAUUUGUUGAAAUCUACUUUUAAGUGCUAAUGCUAGGAAAAAAGGAUGAAAAAAUGCAAUCUUAAGCUUUAGAUAGCUUCUCUGUGUCUGCUUUGAGAGAUCUCAUUAGACCUUUGCUGUCUUGUCACCAUCUGCCUUUUUUCCCUUAGUAGCUCUCCUUUGUUUUUCCCUGAUACGGGAUAGGAAUUCUGUUAGAAAAAUGUGUGCAAUAAGUAAAUACAUACAGAUGAAGCUAUUUGACCUACAUUCUUGUGUAAAUCAAGUUUAGGGUUGUUUUUUUUUUUUUUUUUUUUUUUUUAAACAAGGACACAUGCAUCUGGGCUGCAGCAUAAGCUCGGAAGUUACUAGUGUGUGCACAAUGUAAAGCAGGUGUUUCCCAUCAGCUGGGGUUUUACAAGGUCGUUGCAGCUUCUGUUUUGGAAGGUUUCAUGUUCCCUUGGGAGGAGACUGGUUUUUGCAAUGAAAUGAGGUGGCCAGAUAGUCUCUUCUGGCAUUCUGUUUGUGUAUAGCCAGUCCUUGCCAGUCUCUUCUAUUUUUUUGUUUUUUUAAUGUAACCAUGAGUUCCUUAAUGAACUACUUCUCCAGGCCUGUAGAGCAGAGAUCUGAUUGGUGAGAUUGGGUGGGACUGGGAAAUGGCAUCGUAGAGCAGAAUGUUUUGGUUUGUUAGGGAUUGGGAGCAGAGAAGGUAAAAUGCUGCUCAAAUGGUAACAGUUGUGUUUGAUGCUGGACUUAGGGGUCCAGAGAAUCUGUGUUGAGCAGCUCCUAAGUCAGCUGCUGAAUGGUGGGAGGAUUUUUAUCCCACUGAGGGGUGGUUCAGCUGUAGAACAGCCUCCUCACUUGAAUUAUUUGUCUGGUUCCUUGGUAGACUGUAAUGAAAUAUGAGUAUUGCACAGCUUUAAAGGUUGUCACGUUUGCCUGUGAAGGACAGAGUAAUUCCCCACCACAGAGGGGACACCACAGUGGAUGUACUGUGGCAUAUAAGUAACAGGAAGAAAAAGUACUCAAUACUGAAGUGCUUCUGGUGUAGUGGAGGAAGUUUUAAUGGUCUCCAGUAUCUGGCAGAUGAAGCCCAACAUCCUGAAAUUGGGAAGGUGAUUAGUCACAAGCACAAAAUUGGAGCUCUGAUACCUUCAAAUUAAGACUGAUAACCUGUCUGAUCAAGACACCCAAAGAGGAGUAGUUGGGCUCAAUGGUAGGAUGAAAUACGAUGUCUUAUAAUACACAAGAAUAGACUCCAACUUCCCUGCUAGGUUUAAAAUCUUUUGAAAUCAAGAAACAGCAAGUAGAAAUGAUGUGAAUUGGCACAGAUGCAUGAAAUAGAUUGAUAAAAUAAAGCAACCCGUUGAAAUUUUAUUUCUGAGUAAGAAAGCUUGAGAAAGUCACAGUUAGGACCAGCUUCCUUUGGUGCUAGGAUAGUGUGAAGUUCGUGGCUCCUAACAGCUGAUUGCUAUUCAUAUGAGGAGAGUGAGCACUGUAGUAACCAGCAUGUUCUGCAUCAGCCUUCCCUUUCUAAGAUUUGGCUGCCUGUAUUUCUAAGUUAGGGAGCUUACUGGUGGAGGCACAGGGGUGUUGCCUGAGCCAGAUCAGAUCAAUGCGUUGCAGUGACAGGAAGCUCCUCGUUGCUUAUGUAGAGUUUCUCUCUUCAGCCACACUCCAGUGCUGACUCAGCUGUAUGAUGGUUAAUCUUUUUCGUUAUUGGUUAUGACACUGUGGAUAUAUAUGUUGUAUUUUCUGUUUGUCUCCUUUUUAACACUCUUUGGAAGCUGAAUAUACUUGACUGACCACACAAAUAAAGAACUGAAAUUCUAUCCC